UUGAAUGGCUACAUGACCAUGAGGCCUUCUGUUGCUGGCAACCCUCCCUUCAGCUCGUCCUCUGAGAAGAGACGCUCACUACGCAAAGGUGGCUCCUAUGUUGAAACAGAUGCAGAGAGUGAGAUGUUUGACGAGGAUGGUCUGUCUCUGGACACAGAAGACCUUCUCAGUUUCUCAUACCAAGUGGCUAAAGGCAUGGAGUUCUUAGCCUCCAAAAAUUGUAUUCACAGAGACCUGGCAGCCAGAAAUAUCCUCCUGACUCAAGGAAGAGUGGCAAAGAUCUGUGAUUUUGGCCUGGCCCGGGACAUCACCACAGACUCCAACUAUGUAGUCAAAGGAAAUGCACGUCUGCCAGUGAAAUGGAUGUCUCCAGAAAAUUUUGAGUGCGUGUACACAUUUGAAAGUGAUGUAUGGUCCUAUGGCAUCUUGCUUUGGGAAAUCUUCUCAUUAGGAAACAGUCCUUAUCCUGGUAUGCCUGUGGAUGCCAAGUUCUACAAACUGAUAAAGGAAGGAUACAGAAUGGACGCUCCAGAGUUUGCACCCAGUGAAAUGUAUCAGAUUAUGAGGUCCUGCUGGGAUGCUGACCCCUUCAACAGACCCCCCUUCAGGAAGGUCGUGGAAAGGAUUGAACAACAGCUGUCAGAUGCCACAAAGCAUAUUUAUCUGAACUUCAGCUUCAGGCUUCCUGUGACACCCAGAGCCAGGGAGGAGCCCAGUUCUCAGAGCACAGCAUUACACCGUCUCAACUCAGCAGGCACUAACAGCGCUCCAACCCAGCCCUUACUGAUCCAGCACGAGGUCUUCCUGGAGGGGACAACCCUCACAGCCCAACGGGUGUAAGGACCCACCCAACCUGUCUGGCUGCCUCAUAAAGUGCCUGUAAUGUUCCGCCACAAAUAACCCAACCACUACACCCGCCCACUGCCCCGGUACCAGCGGCACUUGUUGUCAUGUGUUGCAGACGGAAUGGUAAUUGCCAUCUAUUACAAGAAAGAACAACAAAGGACGUAUGGCUUUUAUCAUUGCUAUCACUAUUAUUGCCUACUGAUUAGAGGGAGGACAGUUGGACUAAUGCUUCCCUGCUCACAGCAAAUGUUGAGGUACCGGGGAGGGUGGAGGGACAUCAGCCGUUACUCUAAAACUGUCAUUAAGUACACUAUUACACUGUUCUCUGUUUUGUUAUUUUCCGUUUUUUCAGUCACAUUUUUCCUACACAUUUCAUAAACAUUGUUUUGUUGUUUUUUAGGCACUCCAUAUAUAACUCUUACUUUCUAUCAACUGGAUUUAUUUUCUUUUUACAUUUUGUGUUUUGUUAUUCUUUGUUGUUUUUCUGUCAUGGAAAUUUAUGUAGCAUUUUUAUUUUUGGUUGGCUGUUGCAAUUGUUGGAGGAAAAAAAAAAGCACUCGAGGCACUUGAACUUCACAUCAUUCAACACACCAUGUAAUGCAGCUUUUGUUUCUUUUUAUUCCUUUAUUGUCAGUAUUAUUUCCAACUGUUCAGAUCUAUGUUUGUGAGAAGGAAAUACUUUUUGGGGGCCAAUUUAAAUUGAGAUAUCAAGACACUGGUAUAUAAGCUAUUAGACAGCAUGGUUGGUCAUGCUUAGAGUCCAUAAGUGCUUAAAGUCUUUUAGGAGAUACAUUUCUGCUCUUUUUAUGAUGGAUGUUACCACCCACAGAGUAAAAAACUGUCUUUACUGAAUCUGAUUAACACAUACUAUGGAUCAGCCCACAAUUACUCUACACACAGUUGUCUUCAGAGAUAUGGUAUAGACAUGGUACGCUAGCUUUUCAUUUAUGUGCUUGUUGACUGUAUAUGUGUACAUAUCUGAAGGUAAUGAUAAUGGUCAUUGCUAUAAUAUGAUGAGAUGGGAGGAGCUUAACAAAGGAGACACUCUGAAGCUCAUAGCUCUUAGCAUUAGUCUCAGCUUUGUUACAUUGGCAGGUAAAGCAGGUGUAUAGUUUCACUUUUUGACAGCUGGACUGCUGGAGAGUUCUCUUGUAAAGGUGUAAAUAAGUGUUCAGGUUUAUAUGGUUCCCCUCCUGCCACAUUCAGUGUAUGAUCUUUGUUUACAAGCACGAGACAGGUACUGCCAUUCCUGAGAUAUGUUUUCGUUGCUUUUCACUCUCUUUCCCUUCACGAAGGACCGGGAAACGGGAACCUUUAUGUUUUGGCUGACAGGCAGUUGGUGUGUUUUUUGCUACUCCAUGCUGCUGCUGCAGUUGUCUGUUGUGUAGUAUAUAUCAUGGUCAAGUCAGCGUGACACUCGUAUGUAUGAAAUGCCAUGAAGUGGACUGCAGUAUUCCCUAAGGUGACAAGUCAGAGGAAAACGGAGGGUCUUCAAGGCUCUUUGUUCAGAUGUCGACACUGGGUGCAGAGUUCAGUUUCAGUGUGUUGGUCAUCUCAUUGUUCUCCGGCCAGUAGCUGGUUUCCCAGCAGUCCUUCUCUUCUUUGUAUCCAGCUGUUUCCUCCAUCAGAAGUGGGACUUUCAGCACCUCUCAGCCAGUAGUCUGUAUCAGUCCAGACCAUUAUGAUUCCCCUCUUCUUCACUGGUGGAUGUUGUUGUGAAGAGCACCAGGAAAGUGUCCUGUUUGUGUGUAUGAACGUGUGUGUGUGUGUGUGAGAGAGAGAGAGUGGGUUCACGUCUGCUUGUCUUUGUGUGCAUGUCGGUAUGAAUGCUGAAUUAAAAGAUUUACUGUUAAGAGGUGCCACUACUAAAUAUUCAUCAAGUCAUUUAGGCUAUUAAAACCCCACAGUCUUACUGCUCUGUCUUUUUGUAAAUAUAAAUGUGCGUAUAUUGUAAAAUAAUGUUGACGCUUUUGAAGAUGUUUAUCUUAAUGAAGACGUGGUACAUUGAUGCAGAAUUUUAUUGUGCUGUAUUUUCUUAUGUGUGCACAGAUUUCCAACUGUAGAUUCAACUGGAAAAGCUGCUUGUAUCUCUGUCACCAUGGAAACUUAAAAAGGAGGAGAUUCGCUUUGGCAAAUGUUUUAAUUUUGGCUAAUUCAUCAUUUCAACCAGUCAUGCCAGUUCACUUGGAAUCUGCCACAGAAACACUGCUCUUAACGGUCAUAUCUGAUCACCAAUAUUAAUGGCAAUAUCAGUAAAAAUGAAAAUACUAACUAGAACUAGGAAGGAGAUAUAAUAGAGGAAUAAUAGAGAUUAUUUUUCAUCUCAUUGCUCCCCUCAGAAUUUUCCCGCAUUUUGCUAUAUAUUUAUUAAAGGCUUUAGUGUUACAGUGUAAAAAUUUGAUGUGUUGCUAUUACAUGUGUCAAUGUAAAUAAAAUUGUGUAUUAUAAAUUCCCAGUUAAA
Molecule: messenger RNA, 3307 nt
Organism: Lates calcarifer (barramundi perch)
Lineage: Eukaryota; Metazoa; Chordata; Actinopteri; Centropomidae
Product: mast/stem cell growth factor receptor Kit-like
Biological process (GO): B cell differentiation; protein phosphorylation; positive regulation of cell migration
Cellular component (GO): signaling receptor complex
Molecular function (GO): ATP binding; transmembrane receptor protein tyrosine kinase activity
Source: RefSeq, a predicted model, not a curated record